This is a messenger RNA of Diceros bicornis minor, 8205 nucleotides long. It is a transcript of the gene ATP8A1, whose product is annotated as ATPase phospholipid transporting 8A1. Gene Ontology annotation, cellular component: plasma membrane. The record is from RefSeq and is a predicted model, not a curated record. The transcript has 36 exons. Gene Ontology annotation, biological process: phospholipid translocation. NCBI's taxonomy places the organism in Eukaryota, Metazoa, Chordata, Mammalia, Perissodactyla, Rhinocerotidae. Gene Ontology annotation, molecular function: ATP hydrolysis activity; ATP binding; ATPase-coupled intramembrane lipid carrier activity. The coding region runs from base 143 to 3589 and encodes 1148 amino acids.
CGGCGGCGCUGCCCUGGGUGGGCGGCGGGGCCCGCGCGGCUGCUGAGCGCCCGGCGCGGCUGCCGAACCAGGUCUCCCUCCGGCGCGGCGCCGUGACAGGUGCAGAGUCCCGGCUGAGGACCCACCUGCGGCGGCCGCCGCGAUGCCCACCAUGCGGAGGACCGUGUCGGAGAUCCGCUCCCGCGCCGAGGGUUAUGAGAAGACCGAUGAUGUCUCCGAGAAGACUUCACUGGCUGACCAGGAGGAAAAACGGACUAUAUUCAUCAACCAGCCUCAGCUGACAAAAUUUUGCAAUAACCAUGUCAGCACUGCAAAAUACAACAUAAUCACAUUCCUUCCAAGAUUUCUCUACUCACAGUUCAGAAGAGCUGCGAAUUCAUUUUUUCUCUUUAUUGCACUGCUUCAGCAAAUACCUGAUGUGUCACCAACAGGUCGCUACACAACACUGGUUCCUCUCCUAUUUAUUUUAGCUGUGGCAGCUGUCAAAGAGAUAAUAGAAGAUAUUAAACGACAUAAAGCUGAUAAUGCAGUGAACAAGAAACAGACACAAGUGUUGAGAAAUGGUGCUUGGGAAAUUGUUCACUGGGAAAAGGUGACAGUAGGGGAAAUAGUGAAAGUGACCAAUGGGGAACAUCUCCCAGCAGAUCUCAUCAGCCUGUCCUCAAGUGAGCCCCAGGCCGUGUGCUACAUUGAAACAUCCAACUUAGAUGGUGAAACAAACCUGAAAAUUAGACAGGGCUUACCAGCAACAGCAGAUAUAAAAGACAUUGACAGUUUGAUGAGAAUUUCUGGCAGAAUCGAGUGUGAAAGUCCAAAUAGACAUCUCUACGAUUUUGUUGGCAACAUAAUACUUGACGGACAUGGCACUGUUCCCCUGGGAGCAGAUCAGAUUCUUCUUCGAGGAGCUCAGUUGAGAAAUACACAGUGGGUUCAUGGAAUAGUUGUCUACACUGGACAUGACACCAAACUGAUGCAGAAUUCAACAAGUCCACCACUUAAACUCUCAAAUGUGGAACGGAUUACAAACGUACAAAUUCUGAUUUUAUUUUGUAUCUUAAUUGCCAUGUCUCUUAUCUGUUCUGUGGGCUCAGCCAUUUGGAAUCGAAGGCAUUCUGGAAGAGACUGGUAUCUCAAUCUAAACUAUGGUGGUGCUAAUAAUUUUGGACUGAAUUUCUUGACCUUCAUCAUUCUUUUCAACAAUCUCAUUCCUAUCAGCUUGUUGGUUACAUUAGAAGUGGUGAAAUUUACUCAAGCAUACUUCAUAAAUUGGGAUCUCGACAUGCAUUAUGAACCCACAGACACUGCUGCUAUGGCUCGAACAUCUAAUCUGAAUGAGGAACUUGGCCAGGUAAAAUACAUAUUUUCUGACAAAACUGGUACUCUGACAUGCAAUGUAAUGCAGUUUAAGAAGUGCACCAUAGCUGGAGUUGCUUAUGGGCAGAGCUCACAGUUUGGAGAUGAAAAAUCAUUUAGUGAUUCAUCAUUGCUGGAAAACCUCCAAAAUAAUCAUCCAACUGCACCUAUAAUAUGUGAAUUUCUUACAAUGAUGGCAGUUUGUCACACAGCAGUACCAGAGCGAGAAGGCGAUAAGAUUAUUUAUCAAGCAUCAUCUCCAGAUGAGGGAGCACUGGUCAGAGCAGCCAAGCAACUGAAUUUUGUUUUCACUGGAAGAACACCUGACUCAGUGAUUAUAGAUUCACUGGGGCAAGAAGAAAGGUAUGAAUUGCUCAAUGUCCUGGAGUUCACCAGCGAUAGAAAAAGAAUGUCGGUGAUUGUUCGCACUCCAUCCGGGAAGUUACGACUUUACUGCAAAGGAGCUGACACUGUAAUUUAUGAUCGACUGGCGGAGACUUCAAAAUACAAAGAAAUUACCCUAAAACAUUUAGAGCAGUUUGCUACAGAAGGGUUAAGAACUUUAUGUUUUGCCGUGGCUGAGAUUUCAGAGAGUGACUUUCAGGAGUGGCGAGCAGUCUAUCAGCGUGCAUCGACAUCUGUGCAGAACAGGCUGCUGAAACUCGAAGAGAGUUAUGAGUUAAUUGAAAAGAAUCUUCAGCUACUUGGAGCUACAGCCAUUGAAGAUAAAUUACAAGAUCAAGUGCCUGAAACCAUAGAAACUCUGAUGAAAGCAGACAUUAAAAUCUGGAUCCUUACAGGGGACAAGCAAGAAACUGCCAUUAACAUUGGACACUCCUGCAAACUUUUGAGGAAGAACAUGGGAAUGAUUGUUAUAAAUGAAGACUCUCUUGAUGGAACGAGGGAAACUCUCAGUCGUCACUGCACGACCCUCGGUGAUACUCUUGGGAAAGAGAGUAAUUGUGCUCUUAUAAUUGAUGGGAAGACCCUCAAAUAUGCCUUAACUUUCGGAGUACGACAGUAUUUCCUGGACUUAGCUUUGUCAUGCAAAGCUGUUAUUUGCUGCAGGGUUACUCCUCUUCAAAAAUCUGAAGUCGUGGAGAUGGUGAAGAAGCAAGUCCAAGUCAUAACUCUUGCAAUUGGCGAUGGAGCAAAUGACGUCAGCAUGAUACAGACGGCGCAUGUUGGUGUUGGUAUAAGUGGCAAUGAAGGCCUUCAGGCGGCUAAUUCUUCUGAUUACUCCAUAGCUCAGUUCAAGUAUUUGAAGAAUUUAUUGAUGGUUCAUGGUGCCUGGAACUAUAACAGAGUCUCCAAAUGCAUUUUGUACUGCUUCUACAAGAAUAUAGUCCUCUAUAUUAUCGAGAUCUGGUUUGCCUUUGUUAAUGGCUUUUCUGGACAGAUCCUCUUUGAGAGAUGGUGUAUAGGUCUUUAUAAUGUGAUGUUUACAGCAAUGCCUCCCUUAACUCUUGGAAUAUUUGAGAGAUCAUGCAGAAAAGAGAAUAUGUUGAAGUAUCCUGAAUUAUACAAAACAUCUCAGAAUGCCCUGGACUUCAACACCAAGGUUUUCUGGGUUCAUUGUUUAAAUGGCCUCUUCCACUCAGUUAUUCUGUUUUGGUUUCCACUAAAAGCCCUUCAGUAUGGUAAUGUAUUUGGAAAUGGGAAAACCUCCGAUUAUUUGCUGCUGGGAAACUUUGUUUACACUUUUGUGGUGAUAACUGUCUGUUUGAAAGCGGGAUUGGAGACAUCGUAUUGGACAUGGUUCAGCCACGUAGCAAUUUGGGGCAGCAUUGCGCUCUGGGUGGUGUUUUUCGGAAUCUACUCGUGUCUGUGGCCUAGUGUUCCGAUGGCCCCUGAUAUGUCAGGAGAGGCAGCCAUGUUGUUUAGUUCCGGAGUCUUUUGGAUGGGCCUGUUAUUUAUCCCUGUGACAUCUUUGCUUCUUGAUGUGGCGUACAAGGUUAUCAAGAGGACGGCUUUUAAAACAUUAGUAGAUGAAGUUCAGGAACUGGAGGCAAAAUCUCAAGACCCAGGGGCAGUUGUGCUUGGAAAAAGCCUCACAGAGAGGGCGCAACUGCUCAAGAACGUCUUUAAGAAGAACCACGUGAAUGUGUACCAGUCUGAAUCAUUGCAACAUAACCUCCACGGGUAUGCUUUCUCUCAAGAUGAAAAUGGAAUCGUCUCACAGUCUGAAGUGGUUAGAGCAUAUGACACCACAAAGCAGAGACCCGAUGAAUGGUGAUGGGGAGGAGCUGCGAGGCAGGCUCUGCUGUGUCUCUAAGGAGAGCUCCCAGGUCUGCACCGGAAUCUGCUGACCAACUCCAGUCUAGUCCAAGGAGGGGAAAGGUGGAUCUGAGCUCGUCUCGUUGAUUGACAUUCAGAUUCAUGUGUAUUAUAGACAGAAGCACUGUGCAACUAUACUGUAACACCAUCUCUUUCAGAUUUUUUAAAGUAUUUGCUAAGUCUUUGUAAACAAGAAUUGAAAAUGAUCUUGUAUCUUGCCAGAGCACUUUCUUAAACUGAGAAUAGGUCAGUAUUGUGCUGUUACUCUGGGGCUGUACCUGACUAUCAAUUUAUUGGACAUACCACAAGGCGACCCACCAUUUAAAAGACUCUAAAAUGGUAAUAAGUUAAAGAGACUCUUGAUAUCCAGACUUAGAUUUCAGAAUAUGCUGAAAAAAACCAGCAUUCUUAAGGAACUGACUCACCUUACUGAGCAAAUUUCUAAACAAGACAUAAGUGUUUGUGUCAAAAACUGUCUCGAUAAAUGUUUGCCAAAGAAGUUCAAUAAAUGUAUUUCUCAUUCAGUAGUCAUUUGCCUAGAAAUUUAAGAGAAGGUUUACUUCUAGUUCUGCUGUAAGAUCUGCAUGCUUGACUUUUCAAAUGUAAGAGUGAUUUACAAAAAUGAGUAUUUCAAGGCAUUUGCUACUAAAAUCUCUCAUGUUGCACCUUUGGCCUUACAAAUGCUUAUUUCUGGUUUGUCUUGUUUAUUUGUUGAAGUUAUAAGGCACAUGUGAUAAUGUGACUCUGUCGCUACAAUACUGAUUUUUAAACCUGUAUUUAUGUCUCAGUCACUUCUGAUGAGGUUUCAUCAUCGUUUAGAUUCUUCUAAAAAGCUGGCUGCUGCUGUAGACUGAGUAAUGUCAUUUUGUCUUAAAGUUUUCUCUCUCAAAAGUAUGCUUACGUAUUUAUGUGAGAUUUCCAGUGCUUCUGUCAAGAUGUUUGGAAUACCAUGCCGGAUAAACGCAUGGGCUUUUGUAACAUACGUAGUCUCGGCUUUUGUCCUGUGUAUUGGGUCUCCCUAUUAAUUGCCACUGGAGCUGCCUGCUGUCUUCUAUAGCAAUCUGAUGUUCUGGUGACUGCCCCUGUACUUAAGACUGAGAAUUACUUUACAGUUCACUUGUCAAGCAGCUCCCAAAAUUAGUCACACGCUGCUAAUUGGGACAAAGAAGUAGUACAUUUUCCCCGUUUUAAAAACACCUAUUUUACUCAAGCCUGUAAUUUGACAGCGAAAGAACACUUUUCAUCAUAAGUUGCUUUCAUUAAUAUAUUUUAAAAUGUAUGUUCAGUUUACUUAUUUUCAGCGUUUCCAAGACAUCUCCUGAAAAUGCCUAUUUUGCUACCAAGAUAUAUGAAGGGGCUGUUUAAAAACCACAACCAGUUUUCUACACUAUUUUUAAAAUAAUACUGUCAUUUAGAAAAAAUAAAAGGAAUUCUAGUUUUCAGAUACACUUCAGAGAUUGAAGCAAACUUUUUGCCUUUUAUUCAAAAGCCUGUUUGCCUUUAAGUGGACUUACCAGCAAAAUAGGUAGAACUUCCUCUUAAAAUGAAAAAGUCGACUAGAAUUGAGAAGAGAGGUGAUUUUCCAAAUCACUCCUUGAGUUUAAUAAUUUCACAUUCUCUUCACCCUUUUUCCCAAUCUAGAUCUAAAAUUGGGCUAUUUAUCAUUUCCUUCUCGGCAUUUGUAGCUAUUUAGUUACAGGUAUGCCUCCCAUGUUUUCUACAAAUAAGAGAAGUUAUAACACAUACAUAAUUCUAAGCUAAAGGGGGCAAGGAGUUGACAUACUUCACUUCCCAGAGCCUUCCCAUUUGGGACUCAGAUCAAGAGAAUCAUGAAUCAAAACCUCCAGCAAGAUCACAGGUGUAAGAGGCUAAGAUCAUCUUCAGAAUUGUGAAGUCACAGACUUUAACUGUCUACCGAAUGGAUAUUCAGAGCGGCUUUUCUGCGCCUCCUAAUGGUGAUAGUUGAGGUCAAACCACAAGAAUCAAAAAGCAAUGAAGUACAUCCCUCCAGAGAAACCCUUUAUAGCAGUUACAGAGAAGAGCUGCUUCCAUUUGCCCUCCCCUCAUCAGUGGCAUCCUUCUCCAAAAUUUUAAUAUCAAAAUGUGAUGAAUAUAACAGAAUUGAAUUUUCUGACUUAAGAAAACUAAAAGUUUUAUUUUUAUCUUGAAACAUGGAUUGUUUCUGUGGAGCUCUUCAACAUGAGUAGAAUACUCAUGGUUAAUAAGUUAACAUACAAGAUCAUGAUCUGAAAUGUGAUUCAUUAUGCCCUUUUGUCCCAUGGUCCUAUUUUUGAAUUAUCAAUACGAAGUCCAUGUCUUUGCCUCUUGGUUGGGAGUAGAGAGUGGACAGCAGGGAGUGGCCUCCUUGGUAAAACUUAAAAUAUAACAUUGCAAUUGCAGUGACUUUAUAGUGUUAAGUUAGAGAAAACCCUCUGAUUUUUUAACCUUCUUAAGGGGGGAAAAAGUAACACAGUUUUACCAGGAUUAAAAUAAAUAGUUGAAGUGACUUUUAACGUAUAUUUUCUGAAAUAAAGGACAGGUACUCUUCAAUUAAAAAGUCCCUUGUAGGGACUCGGGCAGAUGCUAACACCAUUGCUUUACAAUGUUUACAAUUCAGAAAAUACCACUUACAGCAGAAAAUCCUCGUUCAUUUCCCAUUGAAAAGCUGGGAGUUGCUUCUUUAAUGUUGAAUAGUACACAGUGAUAUUAAGCAUGAACUUUCUAAAUGUUUUAUAUAUACAAAUAAAAAUAUAUUGGUGUCUCACACCCAGAAAGAUGCUAUAUGAUAGAAAUUAUUAGCAGGAAGAUGGUGUUUCUCAGGAAUGUAGUAAAUUUAAAAUGAUGUGUGUUGCCCACCCUUCCACACCCCACUCUGUCUGAUGUGAGCCUGCUUCAGCAAUGUUGCAGAGUUAAUGGAAAACUUUUUCCAAUCAAGUCAGGUGAGCAUGUAUUCUGCUCAAUAAUAUUAGCCAUUUACAUGAAUUGUAUGGUCAUUAAAUGGAAUCAGUGAUUCCUCUUAAUUUCCAGGGGAAAAAGUGAAUUCAAAAAAUCAACAUGUAUUCUGAUCAUUACAUUUUACAUUUUAAUUUUGCAGUUCAGCAUUCUAAAUAUCCAAUAUGAAAGUCAUAUGUUAAUUUGUUCUGCAUUGUGUGCACUGUACAUCACUUAUAAUUUGUCAUUUAAAAUAUGCUUUCAGGAAGUGAAUGCUAGUCUGAAAGUAAUAGAGUGUAUAUACAUAGUUUUUAAAUUAUAACAAUGUCAUCAUUAUUACAAAGCUAAAUUAUCACUAGCGUUUAUUUUUGUGCAGCUGCCAUUGGAUAGUUCCUGAUUUUAGAACUUAUUAAAUAAAUCUAUAAUCUUAUAAUCAUGUACAAAAUUUGUCAAGAAAAUGCCCACCCCAUUCACAUCGUAUGGACCAGGCCUAUGGAAUUCUUUUUGUAAAUUACUUAAUGUAACACCAUGCAGUCUGGUGCCUAAUAAAUGCUUUUUAAUGGUGAACAUUUCCAUAAUGUCUCUUAAAGAGACCACAGUCUGAUUUUUCUCACAUUAAAAUAAGUCACUUGCAAAACUUAUACUUUGCUGCAUUUUAAUUAACCUUCAACAGCUAUUACAAUGGAAUGUAAGUUAAAUUUUGAAGAAAAGGAAAUAAAUGUUUUCCAUUUUUCGUCUUGAUUUAUUUUCUGUGUGAGAGCAGCUGUGUUUUUGAUAGGUUUAUGGUUUGCAUGAAUUAAUAUUUAAAGUGGUCUAGGCCAAUGCAUGGCUAUUGCUGUAAAUCUUGAUGUUUAUUUCUGUCUUAUAACAUUCUAUCAUGGCCUACCUGGAAUUUAAUAUUCAGUGGACAAAUUAGUUGGUCUUCUGCACAACUUUUUUAAAUAAGUACAUUAUUUUACAAAGAAAUUUGAACAAAUUUAAUUGAAACUUUUGUUUAACUUGCCUCUAAGAACUUUUCUUAAUAAAGCUCACAAAACUUCUCAGCAAAUAAAUCUCUUGUAAGUAGGAAAAAGCUAGAUUUCAUACUUGCUUACUUUGAAUUAACAGCAACUUUCCAUAGGUAGAUCUGCUCUUGCAAAGAUGUGAGCAGAAUAUUAAAAAAAUAAAAUUUUUAUGUUUCAUAGUUGUAGAAUAGAAGCCAUAGAUGCAGUAAAUACUGUUUGUUGUCUGUUUUACUACUUCAAGCUUCAUUUUUCACAUUUUCAAGUUUAUUAGGUUAAAAAUAAAAAAGGCAGCCUUGGAAGGCAGCUACUAUGGAAAAUUGCAAUUUGCAUUAAAGACAAAAUAGUAUUUUCAGCUCCAUAAGAAACCAUUCCUGCUGAAACUGCUGUAGAAAUUGUGAAGCUGCAUGAGUGGAGAAUGUUGAAUCUGUGAUUGUAGUAGUUUACUCAGGUUUGUUGAUCUCAAUGUUCAAUGCACUGUGUUUUAUAAAUAAUUAUUGAAGUUGAGUGAUAUUCAAUUCUAUGCAGUGUUACCUGUCAUUGACCUUUUGUGAAUGUGCAUGUUUUAAACUGCAAAUUUUAAACAUUUUGUCCUCUAAUUGUUAUUAAAAAUGAAAUAAACUUUACCAUUACAUAAAGAAAA